AUAUGCAGUCUAAAUCCUACAAGUUUGAUACUAUUUGAUAAUGCAGUAGUAUGUAUGUUUGAAACAUCACUAUUUAUACUGCAUUCAUUUCUGUUAGGAAUCACGGUUCAUUUGUACUAUUCUAUGGUGACUGCAAUUAGGUAGGCAUGAUGUCUAUAGUUUAAGAUUGCGGUCACCUACACCGUUUCCCAGACGACAAUUCCAUCGUGCUAAUGUAUUACGAGGGAGCUUGAUAUUGAUAUAUGUGUAUAUUCCUAAUAGAUAAUUCUUGUGAAUCUGAAACCUAGUCGAAUUGCACAAUGAUUAUGAUUAUGGUUAUGACUACUGGAUGUAUUGCUUUGAAAGCAAAUUUAUGAGAAAUAUGCCUUUACAUGACAUUAGUUUUUAUAUGAUGCAUAAGUGUUGGAGUUUGUAUGUUUGGGUUAUCUGACUUGUAGAAAGCCUUCCUAUUCAUGCAGUUUGCUAAUGCCUGAUAAUAUAAUCAGUUGCAGAAGUAAUUAGGUAAAGCACAAUGCUUCAGCAACAUAAGUUCCCCUGGUUUAUCCGCAAUAUCUUUGUUCUGCACUGCCAACAGUUGCUUCAUGAACUUGAUUGCAAGCUUUAUCAUAAUCAUAUCUCAAAAGGUGGCAGUAUUGAUGAUACCAGUGAUAAGUUACGAACUGUUAAAGAAAAUGCUGAAUGCCAUUUCCAACUAUAUAAAAGCAAGGGUCAACAUCUUCUGACUAGUGGAUGGGUUCUUGACUCCAUUGUGAAAAGCUCUAACAUCAAAGCCACUGACACAGUUUUAGAAAUUGGUCCUGGUACUGGGAAUCUGACCCUGAGGCUUCUGCAAGCUGCCAGUAAGGUUGUGGCUAUUGAGAUUGACAAAAGGAUGGCUGAAGCACUUCAAAAGAGAGUUGCUGAAUGUGGGCUUGAAGAUCGUUUAACUCUAAUAUGUGAAGAUGCAAUGAAGACAGAGUUUCCUCAUUUUGAUCUGGUUGUGGCAAAUAUUCCUUACGGAAUUUCUUCACCUCUGAUUGCUAAGUUGCUGUUUGGAACUCGCCCCUUUAGGAGUGCCACACUUCUGCUUCAGAAAGAGUUUGCAUGUCGCUUAUUAGCUAAUCCAGGGGAUUCAGAGUUCAAUCGGUUAGCAGUAAACGUGAAACUGGUCGCAGAAGUGGAACAUGUUAUGAACGUAAGCAAAAGGGACUUUUUUCCUGUUCCUAAAGUUGACUCGUCCGUUGUUAUAAUCAGACCAAAGGUGGACAUCCCUCAAAUUGAUUUAAAUGAAUGGUGUGCAUUUACAAGGACUUGCUUUAGUAAGAAAAACAAGACAUUAGGUGCUACAUUUAAGCAAAAGAAGAAGCUAAACGAGCUGAUGAGAAUAUCUUGCUUUAUAAGCGUGAACAAAGAAACUCCAAUGCUUCACCCUUCUUCUGAAAGCAGUGAUAAAUAUGAAGAUGCAGAAUCUGUUGAAGUGCUAAGUGAUUCUACUCCAUCUUUAGAAACGAGAGUCUCAUUAUUCAAAGAAAAGGUAAUCAAAAUUCUCAGAACUAGUGGGUUUGAAGACAAGAGACCUUUAAAGAUAUCUAUAGAGGAACUAUUGCAUUUGCUGUCAUUGUUUAAUGAAAACAAGAUCUAUUUUCAUGGCAAUGAAAAAGAUGUAAGCAAUACAGCUCUGGACACUUUCUUUGAAUCAUAGACUCAGUUUUCCAAGGCAAAAUAUUGUGUAAUUUUUGUAUGUCCAAUUAUUGUCCACUGCUGGCCUUAAGUUGUAUGCUAGUAGACUCCGGGACAACAUUGUAUUCAUUCGUGGGAUACACCGUGUCUGAAGGCUUUGUAUAAAGGUAGCUCAUGGAAAUAUGAGAAAUAUCUUUCCAAAAAAAUUUCACAACUCACUCACUCCAGUAUAUGGUUUUACGAGCAAAAGAUGAGAAUAUGGUGUUGGCUCUAAUUAUGAUUCAUGAGAUCAUUCAAUUUCCUCAACACGAGGAAAUGGUGCUGGCUGCCUGGCUCUAAUGGAGACCGUGGUGCGACUUGGAAAGACUAUGCACGCAGCUGCCAUAACCCAAUGGCCGGCUGCCAAAUGAUGCAGCUUUUGUGCAUGUAUCUGGGACAGUGGGACUCAAAUCAUCGCUCUUCGUCUAUAUUUGUUCAUGGGUAGGUUUACAAAAGCUGAAGGCUCAUGCAAGUUUUGUAAGAUGAGCAAGUGUUAGUGUGUUAGAUUUGUAAGAUGAAUCGUAUUGUUACCACUUCAUGGCAUACCAAUACGUGUUCAUUAUCAUUAACUUAAAUUAUAGUUUGUUCAUUAAAUGUAUUAACAGUCCACAGACCACAGAUCAUCAAAUUGUAAUUGCUUCAGAGCU
This is a messenger RNA of Chenopodium quinoa (quinoa), 2345 nucleotides long. RefSeq names its product ribosomal RNA small subunit methyltransferase, mitochondrial-like. Lineage: Eukaryota; Viridiplantae; Streptophyta; Magnoliopsida; Caryophyllales; Amaranthaceae. Gene Ontology annotation, cellular component: mitochondrial matrix. The transcript has 2 exons. Gene Ontology annotation, molecular function: rRNA (adenine-N6,N6-)-dimethyltransferase activity. The coding region runs from base 512 to 1681 and encodes 389 amino acids. The record is from RefSeq and is a predicted model, not a curated record. Gene Ontology annotation, biological process: rRNA methylation.